CAAAUUUCAACUCUUUUCUUUCUCUCUCUCUUCUAUAAUCUCAAACAAACCCUAGCUUUCUCUCUCUUCCUCCCACCCCUCUCUCCACCUCUCUUAUCAUCUCUCAAGAGACUUUUUUUUUUUUUUGGUCAUGAACGAUCCUGAAGAUUCCGAUCUGAGCAAGGACGAUUCCACUUGGAGACAACUAACAGCUUCUGAUUCUGUCUUUUUCGACAGAGACACUUCCAGUAUCCUCUCUGACUUUGGCUGGAACCUCCACGCUUCUUCUUCUGACCAUCAUCACAAUCUCCGGUUCGAUCCCGGUUUAACACCUUCUCCCGUCACCACCACCGCAACGCCUGAACCGCUUCCAGCUUCCGCAUGUUCCUCAACCGUCGCUGCUUCUUCGGUUGUCGUUAGAGAGGUUUCAACCUCUAAUAAUCCUUCAGCUACCUCCAGUUCAAGCGAGGAUCCGACAGAGAACUCAACCGCGAAAACACCGGAGACACCAAAGAAGGAGAAGAAGCAGGUUCAGAAGCGGAUCCGGCAACAAAGAUUCGCAUUCAUGACCAAGAGUGAUGUAGAUAAUCUUGAAGAUGGAUAUCGAUGGCGUAAGUAUGGACAGAAAGCUGUCAAAAAUAGCCCAUUUCCAAGGAGCUACUAUAGAUGCACCAACAGCAGAUGCACGGUGAAGAAGAGAGUGGAAAGAUCAUCUGAAGAUCCAUCGAUAGUGAUCACAACAUACGAAGGACAACAUUGUCACCAAACUAUUGGAUUCCCUCGUGGCGGAAUCCUCAGUGCUCAUGACCCUCAUAAUUUCACAUCAUAUCAUCAUCAUCUCCCUCCUCCAUUGCCAAACCCUUAUUACCAUCAAGACCUCAUUCAUCAACUUCAUAGAGAAAAUUCUUCUUCACCGCAUUUACCCUCAUCUACUACUGAAGAUGGACAUGCUGCAGAGUCGUCUAUUAAUCCAUCAGAAAAAGGCUUACUUGGUGAUAUUGUUCCUCAAACCAUGCGCAAUCCUUGAGGUGCCAUUACAGCAAAUCAUCAUAAUCUUGGUGACAAUAGCUAAGGACGUGCAUUCCAGAAGAUAUUGCAGACCGGAAAAUUAUAUGGCCGCAAUGGGGUGUAAGAAGAUAUCUCUACAUAUUAUUUCAUUGUUGAUCAAUGGUGUUUCAUCACCGGAGGGAUUGCAAAUUCUUAAGAUGCAUGUAUUGGGGAAAAACGUGGAGCAAGCUCCGGAUACUUUCUAUUUGCUAAUCUUUUUUUUCUUGUCUGAGUGUUAUAAUUACUUUAGAUUUUUAUCUUUAAAUAACUUUAGGUUGAUAUAAUGAUAUUU
Messenger RNA from Eruca vesicaria subsp. sativa (arugula), 1318 nucleotides. NCBI's taxonomy places the organism in Eukaryota, Viridiplantae, Streptophyta, Magnoliopsida, Brassicales, Brassicaceae. The record is from the annotation of a GenBank genome assembly.